Molecule: messenger RNA, 848 nt
Organism: Syngnathus typhle (broad-nosed pipefish)
Lineage: Eukaryota; Metazoa; Chordata; Actinopteri; Syngnathiformes; Syngnathidae
Gene: lg11h1orf74
Product: linkage group 11 C1orf74 homolog
Exons: 1
Coding region: 3-794 (263 amino acids)
Source: RefSeq, a predicted model, not a curated record
CUAUGCACACUCGAGAGCUCUUUCUUGCUGCCGCUCGUAAAUAUUUGUCCACGAGAAGGAAAUCUUUUUCCAUCCCUCAAAGUCUGGAUGUGGCUGCUCAGCUUUUGGCCGUUGAUUUGGCUUUGAAACCUGCUCUGCUGUAUGAUGCAAACAGCGCCAGCGGAGAGCAAGUGCAUCACUAUUUGCGCUCGUGUCAAUCGUCCCAGCUCGUGUCGGACUCCCUUAUCACCUUGGACUUGAAUGGUAACAGCCUCAUUGUUAACCCGGUUGCAACCCGGUCCAAUCUCGAGAAGGUGCUUCGCAACGGUGGCCCGGCUGUGAUCGACGUCAGCCACUCAUUAGAGAAGCCCGCCAUCAUAGAGUCAGUCAGAGCUGGGCUGAAGAACAUCGCACAAGAUCUCCUUUUUUGUCUCAGAGGGUUUGAUGCAGGAAAGGAUGUUGACAAAAGUAUUUCUGUGGCACAUGGUUCAGAUGAGUGGAACCUGAGCGCUGUCUUCGGACUGUUACUGGGUUACCCUGCCAUCUACUGGUUUGAGCAGAGUGAGAGCUUUGAAAACUGCCUCUCUAUGACCCCCUUGACAGUGACCAAGGCAACUGCAACAUGGGCGGCAGAUGCAACCAGCCAUAAAAGUUGCCUGUACUCAUUUAGCAUCCCGGCCAUCCUACAAAAUGAGUCACUAUCCAGUCUGGAGGAGUGGAAGCUUGGCCUUCAAGAGAGAUUCCAAGAGCAAAAUAUCCUAAAAGAACUCAAUGUCUGUCAGUCUGCAGUCACUCUACCAUCAGUCUGUUUGUAACUCAACAUCAUGUUUUAUUCAUGACUCCAUUAAACUGUUUAAAAUGAAUAAAAA